AUGGAGUUAGACUUAACACCGAAGACAGCAGAAGCAUUGUUUGAGGGAGAUGGUGGAGGUUACUACACUUGGUCAAGUUCUCAAGUGCCGCUUUUGGCACAGAAAAAUGUAGGUGCAGGUCGCCUUGUGCUUCAGCCUCGUGGUUUCGCUCUUCCUCAUUAUGCAGAUUCAUCCAAAGUUGGUUAUGUCAUUCAAGGGGUUGAUGGAGUAGUUGGAAUGGUUCUUCCCAACACUGAUGAAGAGGUGGUUUUGAAACUUAACCAAGGAGACGUUAUACCAGUGCCUAUUGGUGCUGUCUCGUGGUGGUUCAACGAUGGAGACACAGAUCUCAUCAUUGUUUUUCUUGGAGAAACUUCAAAGGCUCUUAUUCCUGGCCAAUUCACGUAUUUCUUUCUGACUGGGGCCAUAGGCAUUAUAGGAGGCUUCUCCACCGAUCUCACCAGCAAGGUCUAUGGCUUAGACAAAGAUGAGGUGGAAAAGCUCACAAAAAGCCAAACUGGGGUUUUGAUCAUCAAACUAGACAAAACUCAAACACUACCUAAGCCCCAACUGCACAAUACCAAAAAGCUGGUGUAUAAUAUAGAUGCUGCACACCCAGAAAAUGCUGUGGAAAACGCUGGAUUGGUCAAAACUUUAACAGAGAAAGAUUUUUCUCUCAUUAAGGAUGUUGGGUUAACCUUGAUCAAGGUAAAGCUUGAACCUUUUGCUAUCAAGGCUCCAUCGUACCCAGUGACUCCUACUGUUCAGCUGAUUUACAUUGCUAGAGGAAGUGGGAAGAUUGAAAUUGUGGACUCCAAUGGAAAGAGUGUGUUAGACACUCAAGUUGAGUCUGGUCAUUUGCUUGUGGUUCCACAAUUCUUCGUGGUUGCUGAAAUUGCUGGUGAAGAAGGAUUGGAGAGUUACUCCACUGUAACAACUACAAAACCUUUGUUUGAAGAGUUGGCUGGAAAAGGAUCAAUUUGGAGCAUUUUAUCACCUUCACUGCAACAAGUGGCUCUUAACGUGGAUUCUGAUUUUCAAAAGCUUUUCAUAUCAAAGAUCAAGGAAUCUAGCAAUCUUAUCGCACCUACUACUUAG
Sphenostylis stenocarpa is the source of this 1077-nucleotide messenger RNA. The record is from the annotation of a GenBank genome assembly. Lineage: Eukaryota; Viridiplantae; Streptophyta; Magnoliopsida; Fabales; Fabaceae.